UCCUGAAUCAUCUCACCAAGGGGUUCUCCACACAAUCUAUGCGGUGGUUGACUUCAGUGUUUUUCUUGCAGAAUUCUGAUAUUUAUGAGUUAUUAUGGCUACUACUACUUCAGCUGCGGUUACAGAACCUCCUGGAUUAGAGACUCAACGCAAAGAAAUCGAGUCUUUACUUCAGGAACAUGAACUCCGUGCAGGGGAUACUUGGUACCUGGUGGAGAGGCGAUGGUAUGAGCAGUGGAAGGAGUAUGUGGAAACAGGAGACCAGAACUCCUCUUCUUUUCCUGGACAGAUUGACAACACAGAGCUGUUUGAGGAACUGGAUUCAUACCACCUGAAGGAGCGUCUGGUGGAGAAUGAGGACUUUGUGUUGAUCCCUGCUGAAGCAUGGCAGAAGCUUCUGGCCUGGUAUGGCAUGGUAGAGGUCCAGCCUGCCCUGGAGAGAAAGGUGGUGGAUCUGCCCAGCCUAGUCAAGGUUGAGGUCUACCCUGUGGAAAUCUUCUUGUGCCUCCAUAGCAACAUGGAAAAUGUUGUGACGGCACAGUUUAGCCGUGCUGAUCACAUCCAUACGAUUCAGAAGGUGAUGAUGAAGCAGUUUGAUGUGGUGGAGGGGGCAGAGACCCGGCUGUGGAUGAAGAGCUCAGACACCAGCUGUGAGAGGCUGAGGAAUGUCCACGUCAGAGUCCUCGACUCCUGCCUCAGCUCUGGCAUGACGGUGAUCAUGGAGAUGAGGAAUGCAGAUGGUACCUGGCCCAGCUCCAGACCGCAGAUCAUGAGGAACUCUGUGGAGGAGCAGGACUCUUACCGGGGCCAGCCAGGAGUCUGUGGCCUCACCAAUCUGGGAAACACAUGUUUCAUGAACUCUGCACUGCAGUGUCUCAGUAACACUCCUCCACUGACGGAGUACUUCCUGAGGAAUGCCUAUCUGGAGGAGCUCAACUUCACCAACCCCCUGGGCAUGAAGGGGGAGAUCGCAGAGGCCUACGCUGAUGUCAUCAAACAGAUGUGGUCGGGGAGGCACUACUCUGUGGUUCCCAGGAUCUUCAAGACCAAGGUUGGUCACUUUGCCUCCCAGUUUCUGGGCUACCAGCAGCAUGACUCCCAGGAGCUGCUCUCCUUCCUGCUGGACGGGCUUCAUGAGGAUCUCAAUCGGGUCAAGAACAAGGAGUACAUCGAGCUGAGGGAUGCCGCUGGCAGGCCUGACCAGGAAGUGGCAGAGGAGGCAUGGCGUAACCACCGGAGACGAAACAACUCCGCGAUUGUUGACACCUUCCACGGCUUGUUCAAGUCCACCCUGGUUUGCCCCGAGUGCCGCAAAGUGUCUGUCACCUUUGACCCCUUCUGCUACCUGAGCGUGCCCCUGCCUGUUAGCAAGGACCGGGUUAUGGAAGUAUUCUUCGUCUCUCUGGAUCCUGUGGCCAAACCUGUUCAGCAUCGCUUGGUUGUACCCAAAGCUGGCAAAGUGUUUGACCUGUGCUCCGUUCUCUCGGAAAUGACCAAAAUCCCAGCCAAUCAAAUGGUUGUGGCCGACGUGUUCAACCAUCGCUUUUAUAAGCUGUACCAUGCUGAUGAGUCUCUAAGCUGCAUCCUGGACCGGGAUGACAUAUUUGUAUAUGAGCUGAACAGAGGCUCUGUGGAGGAGGAGGGGGAUGAGGUGGUGCUGGCUCUGUACCUGAGGGAGCGCUCCCACUACAGGGACUACGGCUCGGGGAGCAGCAGCUACGGGACGUCCCUGUUCGGACACCCACUGCUCAUGACCGUGCCUCGAGGCCAGUGCAGCCGUGACGCCCUCUAUCACCUCUUCCUGCAGCGGCUAGCGCGGUAUGUCCGACCACCAGAUCCCUCAGAGGAGGAGGAUGAGGAGGAGGGUGAAGAUGAUGAUGACGAUGAGGAGGAAGAAUUGUACAAGACCCAGACCAAUGGUGUCAGCUACGAUGACGGCGAGGAUGACUGUGAGAGGCCAGAACCCUCCAAGAGGGAUCACUGUUGUGAUGGUGUCGGCCAAGGGCCUGCUGUGACCCAGACUCAGCCAGACCAGACCCAGGAGUCUGGAGGAGAGGCACAAGCUGACGAGGGGACCAGCAGUGAGGUCAGGGCAGGGUGCAGCACAGAGGACAGUGCCUCGGCAUCCUGCAGUGCCUCGGCACCCUGCAGUGCUGGAGCCAGUGGUGGUGCUGGAGCCAGUGGUGGUGCUGGAGCCAGUGGUGGUGCUGGAGCCAGUGGUGGUGCUGGAGCCAGUGGUGGUGCUAGUGUUGAUGCCAGUGCUACAGGCCCAACAGACAGCCAGCAGGGUGCAGGCCACCAGCAGCAGCCAUGUGAGGAGGAGGAGGAGAGGGGUGAGGGCCCCCCCUGCCUGCCACAGGCCAACGAGAGGCAGGCAAAGAGAAAGGGCUGCGAGGCCAGACGGAGGAAGCUGCUCUUCUCCAUCCAGGCGGUCAAUUCCAAUGGCACCACAGAGAGAGGCAUGGGACAGGACGGCAGUGCCUUCUCUUUUAGCUCUCAACCAUAUGUAGCCAUGGACUGGGAUCCUGACAUGAAGAAGAAAUACUACAACGAGAAUGAGGCAGAGAAGUAUGUGAAACACCAAAGCAUGGAGGUUCCUCACCAGCAGACCACAGUGCAGCUGCAGGAGUGCAUUGAGCUCUUCACCACUGUGGAGACCCUGGAGGAAGAAAACCCUUGGUACUGCCCAAUGUGUAAGAAACACCAACUGGCCACUAAGAAACUGGACCUGUGGUCACUGCCGGAGGUUCUCAUCAUCCACCUGAAGCGCUUCUCUUACACCAAGUACUCCAGGGAGAAGCUGGACAUCAUCGUUGACUUCCCUCUCAGACACCUCGACUUUUCAGGUUGUCUGCUGAGGAAGACCGGUGCAAACGGAGAGCCGCCCAGCCGAUAUGAUCUGAUCGCAGUAUCCAACCACUACGGCGGACUCAGAGAUGGACAUUACACCAGUUAUGCCCGGAACAAAGACAACGGACAAUGGUAUUACUUUGAUGACAGCAAGGUGACAUAUGCAAGGGAGGAACAAAUUGUGACCAAUGCUGCCUACCUCCUGUUCUACCACCGACAAGAUAAGAUUCGCCAGCCCACCUUACCCGCCCCCUUGGACAGCUCCUCUCCCACCCAGCCUGCUAAUGAUGUCACUUCCCCCAAACAUGAUGGGAUGGAGGGAGCCACUCCCUGUGUCAACAUGGAAACAGACUGAAGCAGAUUUGUUUUUUUGUUUAUGUUUUCCUGAGUUGAUGGGGCUUUUUGAUUUUGUAUUGUUUUAUUUCUUUUCUAUUCCAAAAAAACUUGAACCUUCUUCCUCUGUUCUGCAUUGAUCAAGGAGUGAGAGGCUAGAUUCUCAGGCCGGUGGAGAAGAGUGAGGAAUACAAUUUAUUCUUUUUUUUUUUUUUUUUUAGAUUAUUGAGUAAAUCUGGGGACACCAAUAUAGUAGAACAUUGAAUGAUGAAAUCUGUCAUUGCUUAAUCAGAUUAAGGUAUGCAGUGUCUGUCUAUGCUGAUGCCAAAUGGACCUCUUAGUGAUUGGAUAUAGUCAAUCAUAAUUUAGAUGAUUCAAGACCUAUGAAUUGUGAAUAUCUGUGCACCACUAUCUAUCUGUACUGUGAUGCACUGCUGGAAAGAUGACCUCUAACUUUGAUCCACUGCUGUGCUUCUUAAUUGAGCUGAAAUCGAGGCAGAUUUCCUUGAGGCUGUUUGAAUAGAUUUGAACGCAUUUUGCUCUAGAAGGUAAAUCACAAUGUAUGAGGUUAAAAGCCCAGUGCAGUCAAACUUGAUUUCCUGUGUUUUAUAUAUUUCCUCCAUUAUGACGUUGGAAUAAUACUGUGAAAUUGUGAAAAUUAUGCCCUUUUGGUGUAAGCUAUUUUGAAAAGAAGACCUGAAUUUCAGCUUGAUUUCCAUGGGUGGAGUUUUGGCAUGUCUUGUGACAUCACCAGGCGUUAUAAGUUAGACCGAUAACAGUUUCAAACCUCCCUACCAAUAACGGCUAGUUUUCAGGAUACAUAUCCCUCCAAUUAUGCCUCAUUCAAUACAACUCAGAAAUAUCUGACUUCAGUGCCUUCAAGACAACUGAGAACUAUGAGAAGAAAAAGAAAAACUGACUGGUCAAAAUAGUUUAACAGCCAUCCACCUCGGAAUUCCAAAUCGGAAACUGUGGCAUCUUUCUAGAACUCCGACUGUCUGACUUGAAGAUCACUGACAUCAUGAUUUGACCUCGCCCCGCCCCCCAUUAAAAAAAACAUAUAUAUUAAAUCACAGUAAGGUACUUAAUUGUUACACAGAAAUGAUUUGAUAUUCAGAUCAUAAGGGAAAAUCCACUCAAAAGCUAUCUUUUGUUAUUUUUCCAUUAGUCCGCUGUUGAUACAGCAAAAUGCAUCAUCAUGAUGAUGUGGUCAGUGACCCUUUGCUUCUUGAAUGUCCAAUAUCUUAACUUGACUGCUGACAUGGAAAACAUGUUGUGACUGUCAACAGUGUACUAUUGAAAAAUACACCUAAGAUAGUUUUUUUUUUGUGUGUGUGGAUUUACACUUUAACAGCAUAGAUAACCUGGUUUUGAGUUAACUCCUGAUUUUAAAAUUAGAUUACAUUCUCCUAUUACUCUGUUUUCUUUAUAUCAAGAACUGCAUUAACCGGAACAUUGCAAUGUGAUUUAUAUGGAACAUAAAGGUGAAGAAAACCAUAGUAUUAGAAGCAGACACUUUGAAUACCGUUGGAGGCAUUGUAUAUUUUCUCUUGCGAUCCAUUAUUUGUUUUUCAUUGAAUUAUCAGACACAUAAAUUGGGCCUCUUGGUGCUCAUGGAGAUAUUUCUAGUUAGGAUUAGUUUUCCACUGUCAACAGUGAUUUUGAGAUAGAAUCUCUGGUGCAGGACAUAAACAGAUGCAUAUUUUUCGGAUUCAAAUAUCAUUUGUACUCUUUUAGUAGAAGCAAAUAAAUCGGAAAAAUUAGAUAUUCUUUAAAAUUAGAUAUUAGUUUAAUUUUAUUCUGUGCAAUUUCUUAAUGACGAGCAAUGGAUAGAGAGCUCUAAAAUGAUUUUUUAAAGCGCAUCUGUACAGUAUUUUUCUAUUGUAAUAAAUGUUUUGUCUUUGGUCAUCUGAUUCAGA
Molecule: messenger RNA, 5102 nt
Organism: Oncorhynchus masou masou (cherry salmon)
Lineage: Eukaryota; Metazoa; Chordata; Actinopteri; Salmoniformes; Salmonidae
Gene: usp11
Product: ubiquitin specific peptidase 11
Exons: 21
Coding region: 95-3205 (1036 amino acids)
Biological process (GO): protein deubiquitination
Cellular component (GO): nucleus
Molecular function (GO): cysteine-type deubiquitinase activity
Source: RefSeq, a predicted model, not a curated record